Messenger RNA from Phialemonium atrogriseum, 1384 nucleotides. RefSeq lists its product as uncharacterized. Lineage: Eukaryota; Fungi; Ascomycota; Sordariomycetes; Cephalothecales; Cephalothecaceae. The transcript is spliced from 2 exons. Bases 112 to 1155 code for a protein of 347 amino acids. The record is from RefSeq and is a predicted model, not a curated record. Gene Ontology annotation, molecular function: oxidoreductase activity, acting on the CH-CH group of donors, NAD or NADP as acceptor.
GGAAUCCCAACCUAACAUUUAAACACCAACGGCCCGUUUGACAAUCGCAACGGAAACCAUCAGCAUCAGCAACGAAGCAUAACACCAAAACCUCCUCACCAGCCUGUCAAGAUGACCAACAAGACCCUCAUCUUCAAGAAGGUCCCCACCGGCCUCCCCGUGCCAGGCGAGCACCUCACAAUCGAGGACCAGCCCUUCGACCAGGCCGCCCCACCCCCCAAGGGCGGCAUAACAGCCCAGAUCCUCUGGGCCUCCUUCGACCCGUAUUUGCGCGGCAAGAUGCGCCCCGCCACGACCAAGUCCUACUCCCCGCCCUUCGACCUCGGCGGGCCCGUGUCCAACGACACCAUCGCGCGCAUCCUCAAGUCCGACUCGCCCGACUUCGCCCCCGGCGACACCGUCGUCGCGUACCUGCCCAUCGCGCAGUUCGCGCGCGUCGAGGGAGGCCCCCAGCUGGCCGCCCGCGUCAGGAAGAUCGACAACCCGCUGGGCCUCGACCUCGCCUACUUCCUCGGCCCGCUGGGCAUGCCGGGCCUGACGGCGUACUCGGCGCUGCACCGCAUCGGGGCGCCGCGGAAGGGGGAGACCAUCUUCGUCAGCUCGGCGGCUGGGGCGGUCGGGCAGGUGGUCGGGCAGGUGGCGGCGCGGGAGGGGUUGAGGGUUAUUGGGUCGGUUGGGUCGGAUGACAAGCUUGAGUUUAUUACGAAGGAGCUGGGGUUCGAUGGGGGGUUCAACUAUAAGAAGGAGAAGCCUGGGGAGGCGCUUGCUAGGUUGGCGCCUGAUGGGGUGGAUAUCUACUUUGAGAAUGUCGGUGGGGAGCAGCUGGAUGCUGUGCUGGAGGUUAUGAAUACGCAUGGGAGGAUCAUCGCGUGCGGAAUGAUCUCUGGGUAUAACCAGCAGCCCAACGAGAGGUACGGGGUGAAGAACCUCAUGAACGUGGUGGGCAAGCGGAUCAAGAUCCAGGGCUUCAUCGUCGGCGACGAGGAUUUCGGCCCGGCCUACCGGGAAGAGCACCAGAAGAACGUCCAGAAAUGGCUGAAGGAGGGGAGCAUCAAGGCCAAGCUCAGCGUCACCGAGGGGAUCGACCAUGCGGCUGAGGGCCUCGUCGGGAUGCUUCAAGGUAAAAACUUUGGCAAGGCUGUGCUGAAGAUCUGAGGGAAGGGGGGAAGUUCGCCUGCAUUGCCCAUUCAAGUCGGUGGAACUUGAAUUGCGGGAUUCCUCGUCUGAAAAGGGAGCAUGGGGUAUGAGAUUUGCACCUUGGGAUUUAAAGGGUAAUGGUUGGUGCUAAAAUAGUAACUUCGGAUUCAAGAAUAAUUCACGAUCCCUUGACUGGUCUCUGACCGGAGGUGGUCACUGUUGCAAAGCUGUAUUCCUCAAUUCCAAC